Molecule: messenger RNA, 1206 nt
Organism: Argiope bruennichi
Lineage: Eukaryota; Metazoa; Arthropoda; Arachnida; Araneae; Araneidae
Product: septin-10-like
Exons: 1
Coding region: 1-1206 (401 amino acids)
Biological process (GO): cytoskeleton-dependent cytokinesis
Cellular component (GO): cell division site; septin complex; microtubule cytoskeleton
Molecular function (GO): GTP binding; molecular adaptor activity; GTPase activity
Source: RefSeq, a predicted model, not a curated record
AUGACAAGAGAUUUAGAACUUUCGGGAUACGUUGGGUUUGAUAGCCUACCGUAUCAGAUAGUUAAAAAAGAAUUGCAAGAAAGUUUUACAUUUAAUAUUAUGUGUGUUGGUGAAACUGGGAUAGGAAAGUCAACGUUAAUAAGCUCAUUGUUUAAUAUGGACAUAGAUAUACCUCGAAACCAUAAGCACACAAAUUCUACUGUCGGUUUGAAAACCAGAAAAUACGACAUAAAAGAGAAAGAAGUUCCAUUGCGAUUGUCAGUGACUGAAACUGUUGGCUAUGGUGAUCAAAUUAACAAAGAAGGAAAUUUUGAACCGAUUUUGAAUUAUAUAGAUUCUCAGUUUGAGAAAUACCUUCAAGAAGAGUUAAAAGUCAACAGAAAUCUUGCAGGAUAUCCUGAUACCAGAAUACACGUUUGUCUGUAUUUCAUUUGUCCUACAGGGCACACUCUGAAAGUUCUUGAUUUACUUGCUUUGAAAUAUUUGAGUUCGAAAAUAAAUGUUGUACCUCUGAUCGCUAAAGCCGAUAUCAUGACAAAGACUGAACUUCAGAAUUUCAAAUCUAAUAUUCAAAAAGAGCUUCAGAGGGAAAAAAUUGAAAUAUAUCAGCUCCAAUCUGAAGAUGAAGCGAAGAAAGAAUUUCAAGUUGUUCUUGAUAUUCCGUUUGCUGUUGUAGGAAGCACGGAUUUCGUUGUAAAUGACGGAAAACUUACUAGAGGUCGAAAUUAUCCAUGGGGAACAGUCUAUAUAGACAAUGAAGAUCAUUCAGAUUUCAUUAAGCUGCGCGAGUUGCUGAUCGAAAUUCAUAUGGAAGAUUUAGUAAGUUCCACUCACAUCAGACAUUAUGAAACUUACAGAGAAGAACGGUUAAAACAAUGUGGAUUCGAAGAUUUUCAACGUGGUGAUGAGCAAUUGAAUUUAAUAGAAAUACUGGAUGCAAAAACAGAGGAAAUACGCCGAUGUUUGGAAGCCGAGGAGGAAGAAAUGAUACAAUUGUUCAUAGAAAAGGCCAAAAAUGCGGAACAAGAAUUGGCAGAAGAAGAACAAAGAAUAAAAUUGAAAUAUAGAACAUUGCAGGAUCAAAAUGAAAAAGAACAAAAAAUUCUUGAUGAAGAAAAAGAAUUGCUUCAACGAGAUAUUGAUUUAUUUAAUAAGAAAAAAAGAGAGUUCGAACAAAGGAAGAAGGGGCGUAAAGUUAUUUUUUAA